Carassius auratus (goldfish) is the source of this 1565-nucleotide messenger RNA. Its product is annotated as DNA-directed RNA polymerase III subunit RPC8-like. Gene Ontology annotation, cellular component: RNA polymerase III complex. The record is from RefSeq and is a predicted model, not a curated record. The transcript has 7 exons. Gene Ontology annotation, molecular function: DNA binding; DNA-directed RNA polymerase activity. Bases 444 to 1247 code for a protein of 267 amino acids. Gene Ontology annotation, biological process: transcription initiation at RNA polymerase III promoter; DNA-templated transcription. Lineage: Eukaryota; Metazoa; Chordata; Actinopteri; Cypriniformes; Cyprinidae.
CGAAAAGAAAACAAGUAAUAGUCAAAAGACGAGCUUAUGGAUGGUAUUUAGUACAAUGCUUUUUACACGACAGUCACGAUGUCUUAAAAAGUCUUCCUCAGUGAGCUGCAUGUGAACCUCUUCUGCAUGAGUUUCUGACUGAACAAAGUGUUGCACUUCUGACAGAAUGAUGUCUAAGAUAUCAGGAUGGACAUCUCAUUAAAUAUCAUGAAUUCAUGUUAGUUUUUAAUAUCUGUAGAGCUAACAUAAACAUAAAGCUAACAUAAAAAUGAAGUGCUUUUAAGGCGAUUUACGUAUUUUUCGUUGGGCGUCUCUGGUGUUAUGCGGGCGCGUGACGUCAGUGCCGUAAAGCGCCAGCCGGUGUCGUAAAUCGGCGCAUGUGUGGCUGUUGUCAUGCCGUGCGCUCAAGUCAAAUGACAGAUUUUGGGUUAUUGAUAGUGUAAAUGUAUAAACCGGAGCUGCUGGAUAUCAUCUGUCAUCACAGAAACACAGCCGGCGGAAGCUGUGUGGUUACAGCGUUUAGAGUUCUGUCUCGCUUCUGGUCUGGUUCUGGUUUGGGUUCUGGUUCUGGUCUGGUUCGGGUUCUGGUUCGGGUCUGGUCGAGGAUGUUUGUGCUGGUGGAGAUGGUGGACACGGUCCGGAUUCCUCCGUGGAGUUUCCACCGACAGCUGAACGACGCGAUCUCCGAGGAGCUCAACAAGAAGCUCGCCAACAAGGUGGUGUAUAAUGUGGGCUUGUGUGUGUGUCUGUAUGACAUCACUAAACUGGAGGACUCCUACAUCUUUCCUGGAGAUGGAGCGUCCCACACUAAAGUGCAUUUUCGGUAUGUGGUUUUCCACCCGUUCCUGGACGAGAUUCUGGUGGGAAAGAUCAGAGGCUGCAGCGCUGAAGGUGUUCAUGUGAGCCUCGGAUUCUUCGAUGACAUCAUAAUCCCGCCAGAGUCGCUACAGCAGCCGGCUAAAUUCGAUGAGGCGGAGCAGGUGUGGAUGUGGGAGUACGAGACGGACGAGGGCGCUCACGACCUCUACAUGGACCAGGGCGAGGAGAUCCGCUUCCGGGUGGUGGACGAGGUCUUCAUCGACACGUCGCCCUCGGGUCCCAGCGCAGAGAAGGAAGGGCCGAGCACAGCCCUCACAGCGCCACCUGCAGGAGCGGAGGACAGCGCGCAGCAGAAAGAAGCUCCCUACACACUCAUCGGAUCUGUAAGUGAACCAGGUCUGGGUCUUCUGUCCUGGUGGAACAGUUAACAGUCUCAUCUGUGUUAUGAAGCAUGAAAAAUCAGCUGAAACUUCUCAUAAGACUAAUUUACACACAGAACUGAAGAGCUGUGGACCAAUCAGUGAGCAGCUGGUGCCGACCAAUAGGAGAUGCUUAAUAAAACAGCCUUUAUAACGAUUUAAAUGGGACUAUUGUGUUGUAUUGCUGUGUCCUAUGGAGUUUACUUUAUAGGUAAAUUCUAUAAAAUCUUUUAGCAAAUAAUCUUUUUCUGACACUGAAUGGAAUAUUUUCAUCUGAAACUGUAUAUGUUUUUUUUUUCUCCUGCUUUUGACAUUUUAAAAUGAAAU